GACAUUCACCCCCAAACUCUCUCUCUCUCUCUCUCUCUCUCUACCCCGCAGUUUCUUCUUUCUUUUUUCUUCUCCAAUUAAAUUUCCCAUCUUUUUAUUUUCUGUUUGGUUCUCGCUCGAUUCUCCAAUCAACCAAGACAAGGGUCAAAUACCCAGUUAUAUGUGUUCCAAUUCAUCCUUGUUUUGAACGUUAAAUAGAGUCUUAGGCUUUUGUUACUCUAUCUUCUGCUUCAACGCUUCCUUUUAUUCAUCUUGACGACUUCUGGAAGGUUAGGAAAUUUGAUAUUGUUAAAUUCAAAAUGUCUUCUCCAAGCAAGAGGAGAGAGAUGGAUGUCAUGAAGUUGAUGAUGAGUGACUAUAAUGUGGAGACAAUAAAUGAUGGCCUCAAUGAGUUCAAUGUGGAAUUCCAUGGUCCAAAAGAAAGCAUUUAUGAAGGCGGAGUAUGGAAAAUUCGUGUGGAGCUUCCAGAUGCAUAUCCAUACAAGUCUCCUUCUAUUGGCUUCAUGAACAAGAUUUUUCAUCCGAACGUUGAUGAGCUAUCUGGUUCUGUCUGCUUAGAUGUAAUUAAUCAAUCAUGGAGUCCAAUGUUUGACCUUUUAAAUGUUUUUGAAGUUUUCCUUCCACAACUGUUGCUCUAUCCAAAUCCAUCAGACCCACUCAAUGGUGAUGCAGCGUCAUUGAUGAUGAAGGACCGCAAACUGUACGAUCAGAAAGUGAAAGAGUAUUGUGAAAAAUAUGCAAAGAAGGAGCAUAUUACUAAUACAACACCAGAAGAAGAAAGUGGUGAUGAGAAUAUUAGUGAUGAAGGAAGCGAUUCGAGUGACGAUGACAUUGCUGGACAUGCAGACCCGUAGUCAGUCAAUUGCUGGGGGAACUUUAUUUAUGAUUGAAACCUCCAUUAUGUUUACCAUCUUAUCAAGUAACUACCAAUAUUGUAUGACUAGAUUACUUUUGCUUGUAAAAGUAUCAUGAAUAAUGUCAAAUAAUUCAAUUCUGAUGCAGUCAUUGGAUAUUUAAUGUUAUCAAUGUUAGAAGAAACAAGAAAUGAUUAUACGCAUCUA
This is a messenger RNA of Rosa rugosa (rugosa rose), 1061 nucleotides long. Its product is annotated as ubiquitin-conjugating enzyme E2-23 kDa-like. Lineage: Eukaryota; Viridiplantae; Streptophyta; Magnoliopsida; Rosales; Rosaceae. The record is from RefSeq and is a predicted model, not a curated record. Gene Ontology annotation, cellular component: nucleus. Gene Ontology annotation, molecular function: ubiquitin conjugating enzyme activity. Gene Ontology annotation, biological process: protein polyubiquitination; ubiquitin-dependent protein catabolic process. The transcript is spliced from 8 exons. Bases 300 to 854 code for a protein of 184 amino acids.